This is a messenger RNA of Macadamia integrifolia, 995 nucleotides long. RefSeq names its product transcription initiation factor IIA subunit 2-like. Gene Ontology annotation, biological process: RNA polymerase II preinitiation complex assembly; transcription initiation at RNA polymerase II promoter. The record is from RefSeq and is a predicted model, not a curated record. NCBI's taxonomy places the organism in Eukaryota, Viridiplantae, Streptophyta, Magnoliopsida, Proteales, Proteaceae. Bases 366 to 728 code for a protein of 120 amino acids. Gene Ontology annotation, molecular function: TBP-class protein binding; RNA polymerase II general transcription initiation factor activity. The transcript is spliced from 5 exons. Gene Ontology annotation, cellular component: transcription factor TFIIA complex.
GCCAAACUAACAACCCAUUUUUAAGGACCUGUUGAUAUUCCGAGAAUCCGUUUUUUCCGGUCACGAAAAGCCUGAAAACAGUUGGAAAUGGUCGAUUUGGACGUCUUACAUCGCUCCAAUCAGUGGCAUUGCCGCCCUAUUCCCCCUCCUCCAUCGUGGUCUAGGGUUAAGAGACGGAGAAACCUCCAGACAGCGGACCGAUCUUCUUUUUCUCGCCCGUGUUCCCAAAAUCCUACACUUCCACGUCGUUGUCUGAUCAAGGGUUCUAUUUUCGUUCGCAUUUGGGGAAGAAGCUGCGUCUUUGCAGAGGCUGGGAGCUGCAGACCUUCAGAAGCCUCAAAGUUUAAGGCGGGGGAGCCUGGCCUAUGGGAGUUGCACCCUAUUCAGUUGACAGAUCUGACAUAGGAAUGGCAACAUUUGAACUCUACCGUCGAUCGACUAUUGGCAUGUGUUUGACAGAAACAUUGGACGAGAUGGUCUCAAAUGGGACUCUCAGCCCAGAGCUUGCUAUUCAAGUUCUUGUUCAAUUUGAUAAGUCUAUGACUGAAGCUUUGGAGACUCAAGUCAAGAGCAAAGUCUCUAUUAAAGGACAUUUGCACAUUUAUAGGUUCUGCGACAACGUGUGGACCUUCACCUUACAGGAUGCUAUGUUCAAAAAUGAGGAAUGUCAAGAGUUCGUCCGUAGGGUCAAAAUAGUGGCAUGUGACUCGAAGCUGCUUACACAGUGAGUCAUAUAGCACAGCUGUUUGCUGCUGUGAAAUACCUAAUGGAGGGGCCAUAGAGGCUGGAAGAGAGUGGGAGUUUGCCCACCAUUUGUAGAAACUAGAAAGAUCCUUGUGGAUAAAAGAUUAGAAUCCCCUCCCCCUCUUAUUCCACUCCUUUAUUAUGGAUUAUCAAGGGAAAACAUGAGUCAGUUAAAGAAUUGAAAUGAGAAAGACAUUAAAUAUUGUGUUAGUUACUAUAAAAGAAAUGUGAUUCAAGAAUUUUAUUGGUUA